AUGUCCGAAACGGCGCCUCUUGCAGCUCCUGCUGUCUCUGCUCCUGAGGCAAAAGCUUCCGCUACAAAACCGAAGAAGGCGGCAGGAGGCUCUAAAGUCCGCAAACCCUCGGGUCCCAGCGUGACCGAGCUGAUCACCAAGGCGGUGUCCGCUUCCAAGGAGCGCAAAGGGCUCUCUUUGGCCGCUCUUAAGAAGGCUCUGGCCGCCGGGGGGUACGAUGUGGAGAAGAGUAACAGCCGCAUCAAAGUAGGACUCAAGAGCCUGGUAAGCAAAGGUACGUUGGUGCAGACCAAAGGCACGGGCGCCUCUGGCUCUUUUAAACUCGGCAAGAAACCGGGUGAGACCAAGGAAACGCCACUCAAGAAAAAGCCAGCGGCAAAGCCUAAGAAACCAACUGCCAGGAAACCCGCCAGCGCCCUCAAGAAACCCAAAAAGGCUGCGGCUGUGAAAAAGAGCCCGAAAAAAGUCAAGAAGCCAGCAGCUGCCGCGGCCAAAAAAACAGCCAAGAGCCCGAAAAGGGUUAAAGCAGCUAAGCCCAAGAAGGCAGAUAAGAGCCCGGCUAAGGCCAAAGCGGUGAAACCCAAGGUGGCCAAGCCCAAGCCCACCAAACCUAAAGUAGCAAAGGCUAAGAAGGCAGCACUCAAGAAGAAGUAAAGACUCCCCCCCUCCU
This is a messenger RNA of Caretta caretta (loggerhead turtle), 670 nucleotides long. RefSeq names its product histone H1-like. NCBI's taxonomy places the organism in Eukaryota, Metazoa, Chordata, Testudines, Cheloniidae. Gene Ontology annotation, cellular component: nucleosome. Gene Ontology annotation, biological process: nucleosome assembly. Gene Ontology annotation, molecular function: DNA binding; structural constituent of chromatin. The record is from RefSeq and is a predicted model, not a curated record.